CCUCUCCCUCGAGCGCUUUGGGGCUGCGCCUGCGCAGGAACAUCCGCGCCGCUAAGGACGCCCCUCCGACUCUCUUUCUGGGCCGCUGUCUCUUCGGCGCGCGACUUUUACGUCAGGGCGCGCGACUCCGAGCCGUGGGGUGGGCAAGAAGGCGCCUCAGGAAAGCGCUGAGUGUGAAUGAGGCGAGGGAGGCUUCCUACGAUGACAGUCUCAUGUCACUCCCCCUUGUCUUAUGGAGGGGGGAGCGGGGAACAAACUGAGGCGCUGAAGGCAGAGGAGCUCUCGUAAGCCAAGGGAGGGGUGCGGGGGCAGGUUCCCAAUCUUCGUUUUGGGCGACCGGGGAUCCCAGGCGGUGGGAGACGAGGCAGCGCGUGUGGAGGCAAAUAUGCUACAAAUAAUGGUCAGAGCUUGGUUGGAAAGUCAGUGGAGGCCAGCUUAUUCCCAAAUACAUAGUUGCUUACUGCAAAAGCAAGUUAAAAACUGGCACAGGAGCCUAAGCAUAACCAACACAAAACAUUCAAAGUCUCAGCGGAGAAGCUGUAAAGCAAAUAUAUCUGAGAAGAAGCUGAGUCGAUAUUUUGUCGAUCAUCGAAAGGUACAUGUGAUAGGAGGGAAAGGAGGAGAUGGUAUUGCCUGUUUUCUCAGUGAACCUAGAAAAGAAUUUGGAGGUCCCAGUGGUGGAGAUGGCGGAGAUGGGGGACAUAUUAUAUUUAAAGUGGAUCAACAAGUCAAAUCCUUGGCCUACCUCCACCCAUUUUAUAGAGGUUUCAGUGGGGAAAAGGGGGGAAGCAAAAACUGUUAUGGAUCAGCUGGCAAGCACCGUUACAUUAAGGUUCCCGUUGGUACCAUUGUUAAGGAAGGCAGUAACCUUAUAGCUGAUCUCAACCAUCACGGUGAAGAAUACGUUGCAGUGUAUGGUGGGGCUGGGGGGAAAGGCAACCGUUUCUUUCUGGCUAAUGACAACCGAGCACCAACAACUGCCACUUUGGGAGAACCAGGUCAAGAAAGGUUUCUUCACUUGGAGCUCAAGACUGUAGCCCAUGCAGGGAUGAUAGGGUUCCCUAAUGCUGGGAAAUCUUCACUCUUGCGAGCUAUCUCCAGAGCAAAACCCGCCGUCGCUCCUUACCCCUUCACAACCUUGAAUCCCCAUGUGGGCAUUGUUCACUAUGAAGACUAUGAGCAGAUUGCAGUUGUAGAUAUCCCUGGAAUAAUAAAAGGAGCCCAUGAAGACAGAGGGCUUGGCUUAGCCUUCCUGAGACAUAUAGAACGCUGCUGCUUUCUUCUGUUCGUGUUGGAUCUCUCUGUGGCUGACCCCUGGGCUCAGCUGGAAGCCUUGAAAUACGAACUGGAACAGUAUAAAGUUGGCUUGUCAAAGAUUCCUCAUGCCAUUGUUGCAAAUAAGUUUGAUCUCCCAGAGUCAAAGAACAAUUUAUUUCUCCUUAAGGAGCAAGUGAAGCAGAGAGUCAUCCCACUAUCUGCUCUGACAGGAGAAAAUCUGGAGGCAUUAUUGCUGCAUCUGAGAGAACUCUAUGAUGAUUACCUAAAAGCAGAAAAGGAGCAGGCUCGCAAGCCAAUGAAAUGGUAGUCAGUAACAGAACUCUUCCUUUGUCAUACUGAGACAGGAAGGAAAAGUAUGUUUGAAGUUAGGGGGCAUACAGCAGGUACAGUCUCUAAAAGCAGAAGAUUGCUUUUUAUUUUUUAAUAUUAAGGAGAUACACCGAGCCCUACCAGCAGAGUGCGCUAGUAGCAGGUGAGAAAGAAUGAGCAAUCUGUACAAAUAAUAAAUUAAACAAAACAUGCGUCCACCAUGCAACAGAAAGUGAAAUGUUCUUAAGCCUAUUGAGAUCUAGAGGGCAUAAUUUAAUCAAAGAUACACUUGAUAAUUUAAUAAAGGUACAUUCAUUUAUUAUGGCAUUUCUGUACCACCAGUUCCACAUGGACUCUGGGAAGUUUACAAAUUCUUAAAACCAUCAAAUAUAGCACAACCAGAGUUCCACUAGAAUUGUACUUAAAAUCCAUAGCGAUCAGUCCCAAGGAACAAUGUGGAUCGUAGACUCUUCAAAAGAGUUUUGUUUUCUCUGCCAUCAGGGAAGGUGCCUGGGUCUCCAAGAGAAGACUAUUCCAUAAGGAUAGAAAGUUUCCUCACCCCUGCCCCCUCCCCACAUACCUUCCAAGGAGUGGAGAAGACUCAGUAUCCCAUAUCUGGAUGCCUGCAUUGGAUGAACUACUCUUUGGAGCAGGCUGUCCUGAACAUAUCUAGGUGCCAACCUUGUAGAGCUUUAUAAGUGACGACCAGCACUUUUGGCUUAUAUUCAGAAGCCAACUGGCAACCGAUGCAGCACCUGCAACACGUGUUAUAUGAUUCCAGUGGUUCUUGUCUAUCAAUGGACUUCUGGCUGUACUAUGCACCAAUUGCAAUUUCCAUGUACAGUGCACUGCGUUGGUCUAAGCUAAUGGUGGUAAGGACAUGGGUGACUGAUGCUAAGGCUUCCUGCUACAGAUAGGGCCACAAUUGGCACUUGGUAUUGGGAAAAGGCUCCUCUAGUCUUGGCUUCCACCUGCCUAUUUAGCAGUAGCUGUAAGUCUAGAGGGACACCAAAAUCAUGGGCUGGUUCCUUAGGGGGAGUUUUGCUUUGUCUAGAGUAAUCACCAAGGCAAGUAAAGAGACAGAUGGUUUCUGGACAAACAGCAUUUCUAUCCUGCAAGGAUUCAGCUUCAGCCUGUUUCUUCCCAUCCAGCCCCUGACAGCUUGCAAAGACCAUUUCACAUUCUCCAUGGCAUAUCCAGCCAGGUUAGGGGUAGAAAUAUAUAAGUGAAUACUGUCAGCAUAUUGAUGAUGCUUCACCCUGAAUUUCAUGAUGACAUCUAGUAGUUUCAUGUAGAUGUUUAAAAACAGGCAAGAGAGAUGAACCAUCCAAUCCCUUGCAAGGGAACAACUGCCUAAUCACCCAGAUAUGAAAUUGCUCAGGAAAGAGCAAAACCACUGAAGAAUAGUGCUCAUAAUGUCUAUUAUGCCAGAAGGAUACCAUGGCAGGUUGUGUUGAAUGCUGCUGAGAUGUGUGUUUCAUCUAGGGCAUUCAGCAGUUGUAGGCCUACCACCUUCUCAACAACUUUCCGAAAAGGGGAAAGUUGGAGACUGAGUGAUAGUUGUCUAAACUGGCCAGAUCUAGGGAGGACCUCCAGGAGGUGUACCAACUCCUAUUUCAAGAUAGGUAGAGCAUCAUCUUACAGUGAGGCACUGACCACCUUCCAGAUUCAGUCAUUCAAAUACCAGUUUUGCAAAGAAGCCAGGUUGGGCAUGGAUCAAGCUACAAGUGACACAAUUCCUCCUAUCCACUUCCAGAAUCAGCAGACUGAAUCUUACUUUGGCAUCUUUGAGUUCCAGCCCUUGACCUGGUGCUCAGCAGAACUGCCUGCCAACAUGCCAGAAAACUCAAAAGCCCACAGGAAUUCACCUGGAAUGGGCCAUCCUUAUCAAUCUUCCUGCCCUGAAGCGUCUCCUAUGGCAUGGAGUCUGAAAUCUCCCCUCACUGAGUACUCCAAAACCAGUCCAAUGAUAAUGUUUAGGAGGUGAUCCUGCCAUGCAGGAAGGCAUCUGGUAUACAAGCAGGAUCCCCAGGUUCUCCCUAUAGCCCAACGUGAUAGGCACUCACAGAAAUAUGCCCUUGAUCAGCAUCAAAAUUUCUCUGAAGAUCAUUGCCACUCCUAUCUCAAUACUGGAGGGCAUAUCUACAAAAAGACAUUCACCCAGCCAGGUUUUGGUACGUAAAAAGCAAAGGCAAGUCACUUUUGGGUUCAGUACGGUGAACAGAAUUGGAAGGCAGUGAUUGACUGACUUAUUUUAGUAAUAUCUUUGAAAAAACAAAAAAAUACUUUCAGUUAUAUUGCUUAGUUGUCUGUUACAAGAAUACGAAAUGCUGUAGCAUGGAAGGAAUAAAAGGUGCAU
Molecule: messenger RNA, 3946 nt
Organism: Python bivittatus (Burmese python)
Lineage: Eukaryota; Metazoa; Chordata; Lepidosauria; Squamata; Pythonidae
Gene: MTG2
Product: mitochondrial ribosome associated GTPase 2
Cellular component (GO): mitochondrion
Molecular function (GO): GTPase activity; GTP binding; magnesium ion binding
Source: RefSeq, a predicted model, not a curated record